Messenger RNA from Leishmania major strain Friedlin, 5430 nucleotides. Its product is annotated as putative DNA-directed rna polymerase I largest subunit. Gene Ontology annotation, biological process: DNA-templated transcription. Bases 1 to 5430 code for a protein of 1809 amino acids. The transcript has a single exon. The record is from RefSeq and is a predicted model, not a curated record. NCBI's taxonomy places the organism in Eukaryota, Euglenozoa, Kinetoplastea, Trypanosomatida, Trypanosomatidae. Gene Ontology annotation, cellular component: RNA polymerase I complex. Gene Ontology annotation, molecular function: DNA-directed RNA polymerase activity; DNA binding.
AUGUCCCUCACCACCGCCUUCCCUUUCCAUGCGUACGUGGGCGACCUGCGCACGCGCACCGUCCACGAGCGCAAGAGCGGCGUCUCCCUCUCCCUCAUGACCUCUGAGGACAUGGCGCGCCUCGCCUUUGUGGAGGUGCGCGUGCGCUGCGGGCAAGAGGAUCGGCUGGCGCCAUGGACACCAGCUGUGCGGCGCGAUGGCACGCACGCCACGUUCUACGACACACGCAUGGGAAAUUUCGACGCACGCACGUUCCCUCCGCAAGCGUGCUCGACGUGUUGUAACACGCUCAACUCCAAAUACGGCAACGAGCGCUGUCAGGGCCACUACGGGUACAUCAGUAUGCCGCGUCGCUACCCGAACGACCCGAACCGGUCACAGGAGCGCCUCAGCGUCAUUAACCCGCACCUUGCCCAGGAGGUGGAGCAGCUGCUGCAAGCCGAGUGCUUCUUCUGCCACCGCUUCCGUGUACCUGAGUUUGACGUGACGCGCUACCAGCAGGCACUGCGCCUCGUCGAUUCCGGGUUGAUUGGCGAGGCGCUGCGGUUCCUCGACAUGGUGGCGAACGCACACGGGCAGGACAUGCGCAGUCGACGCCGUCGUGACGCCAACGAGACCGUCAUCAACGACAUCCCUCUCAUGCUGGAUCACGUCGAUACGCUGCUGCGCCGCCGCGGAGCCGCUGCACCGCCUCUGCCGGGGGUCACGUCAGGCGAGGCGGGUGCGCACGGCAACGCCAAUGGGGACGCCGGCGCUGCUGGCGCGUUGACGCACGUGGAUGGCAGCGAUGACGGCUUCCGCAAGCCGGUCCUCGACGUCCGCAAUGAGAUCUGCAAGCAGGCGCUGCGCAGCUUCCGCGAGUUUGGCAACGUGUGCUCGCACUGCCAAGGGAUCUCGCCUCGCAUCACGACGAAGAACGGUCAUCUCUUCUUCUUCUUCAACAAGAAGAACGCCGACUUCAACGUGGCGAACGGCGGGGUGACGACGGCGCAGCUGCGGGAAUGGGAGGAGAUGAACCGUCGCCAGGGCCGCAGUCACACGUACUUCCGCACGUCGUGGGUGCGAGAACACAUCAAGCAGCUGUGCCAGCGCGAGUCCGCCAUUCUCGCGGCUCUCUUCCCGCAUCUCGGUGAGGCCACCCUACACAUGCCGUACGCCUGCUCGCUCCCGUCGAUGUACUACUACAAGGUCUUCUUUGUGGACAAGCUGCUCGUGCCGCCGCUGCCCCUGCGCCUGUCCUCGGGCGUGCAGAUCUCCGAGUCCGGCGGCAUCAUCCCCGAUACCGGCACACGUGCCCUGUCUGACGUGCUCGAGUUCGUCGAGCAGAUCGAGGCGUACUACGUCCUCGCGAACAACUCGACCCCAGAGCGCAACCUCGUCAGCGCAGCGCAAGAGAUCGCGCAGGAGCACAACCUGCGGAACCUGCAGGCCAAAGUGACGGAGGUGUACACGGAUGUGCUGGAGGGCUUUGCGAAGAAAGAGGGCCUGUUCCGCAUGCACAUGAUGGGCAAGCGUGUGAACCAGGCGUGUCGUAGCGUCAUCUCACCCGAUUACCUGGUGGAGCCGAACGAGGUGCUGCUGCCCCGCCCCUUCGCCCGCGCGCUGACAUUCCCGGAGCUGGUGAGCAGCUACUCGCCAGCGCGCAUGAUGUUCCUUAAGCGGUGUGUCAUGAACGGCCCGGAUGUGUACCCGGGCGCCACACACCUAGAAAUUGGCCUGCCGAGCGGCGAGACGCGCUUCGUGGACUUGCACGUGCCGGAGCUGAUUCGGCGGCAGCACGCCAUGAAGUACUUCGCGAUGGCGCAGAACGGGUCCCUCACGGUCCACCGGCACAUCCUCGAUGGCGACCACCUCAUCUUCAAUCGCCAGCCGACCCUGCACAAGGUAUCCAUGAUGGCGUAUCGCGCCAAGGUGCUGUCCGGGCUGAAGACGCUCCGCUUCCACUACGUCAACGGCAGCUCGUACAACGCCGACUUCGACGGUGAUGAGAUGAACAUUCACGUUGUGCAGAGCCUGGAGGCAAAGGCGGAGCUCGAGUGCCUGAUGGACGCCAACCUCAACUACCUCGUCCCGACGUCCGGCAAGCCGAUUCGCGGCUUCAUUCAGGAUCACGUGGUCGCCGGCGUGUUGCUGACGCUCCGCGACAAUUUCCUGCCGCAUCACACCUUUGUGCAGUUUGUGUACAACGGCAUCGCGCCGUACAUGCAGAAGCAGGGCAAGCCGCUCAGCGCGCUCGCAACGCUAACGGAGCUGAUUCCGGUGCCUGCGGUGCUAAAGCCGCGUCCGCUAUGGACGGGCAAGCAGCUCAUCUCCGUGAUUGUGCACUACGUGACCGGCGUGGUGGAGAGUCGUGGCGGCGCGCCCAGGAGUAACGGCGUCAGCAUGCACGGCACCUCCCUCAUCCAGCCGAGCACCUACACCACCACCGACCCCCACACCGGCGAGCUAGUCACUGCGUCACGCAAGUGCAUGGAGGACGAUCACGUGCAGUUCUUUGAGAGCGAGCUCAUCACCGGCAUCCUAUGCAAGAACCAGCUCGGCUCCAGCAACCUCUCCGUCGUGCACGUCAUUCACGAAAUCUACGGGCCGCACAUGGUUGGCGAGCUCUUCGGCGCGCUCGGUCGCGUGUUGUCGAUGAGCCUGCAGCGCGAAGGCUUCUCCAUUGGCAUGGAUGACAUGAUCCUCUUGCAGGAAGAGCGGCGUACGGCGCUGCUGCGCGAGCUGGACAGCGCGCCGCUCAACCUCCCCGACGACGAGGCGAGGGUGAUGCCCGUGAUCAUGGGGAUGGCGACAAGCCUCCAGAAAGAAUUCGUGCCGGGGCGCAUGCUGCGGCCUUUUCCACACAAUCAGCUGCUCACCAUGACCAUGUCCGGUGCGAAGGGCAGCAACACGAACGCGAUUCAGAUGUCGCUCGGUCUCGGCCAGCAGCUCUUCGACGGACGUCGGGUGAAGCGCAUGAACUCGGGCAAGACGCUGCCGCCGUUUUUCGUCGCGGAGAAGCGAGCCCGCUCGCUGGGCUACGCGAUCGGCCGCUUUACCUCCGGUAUUCGACCGGCAGAGUACACCUUUCACGCCAUGGCCGGCCGUGAUGGGCUCAUCGACACGGCCGUCAAGACUUCCCGCUCUGGUCACCUGCAGCGGUGCCUAGUCAAAGGCCUGGAGAGCCUCGUCGUGCAGUGGGACCACUCCGUGCGCGACGCCAACGGCAGCGUCAUCCAGUUCCUCUACGGCGGCGACGGGCUCGACCCGAUGCGGACCUCGUCCCUGCAGGCGUGGGAGGUAGUCAAGGACAACUGCAUCGACCUCGGUCGAAAGAUGAACGUGAACACCGGCGUGGUGACGGGCGAGGAAGCGGCCGAGGAGGCGGCGUCGCGCAACAGCCAGGGCAAGCGCGAGCGCGCCCACGAGGCGGCCGCGGCGAUGCGUGCGGCGCAGCGUGCGUUGCUCGAGGCGGAGGCACAGCGCGACCCACUCCCCGCCCACUGCAAGGCGAGCCUUGGCACGUACCUGGAGACCAAGGCGCAGUAUCCUCUCUUCAAGAAGGUUUCGCAAGUCGCGCGGUGGGUCAAGAACGGCGUCCUGAACGAGAAGCUGCGCGAGAAGCGCGAGGAGAGCAUCCGGUACUACCGCGACGUGAUGACGGAGCUCACGACGCGGCGGCGGGUGCGGGCGUACUGCGACGCUGGAGAGCCAGUUGGCCUCCUGGCGGCGCAGGCCGCCGGUGAGCCGUCAACGCAGAUGACGCUCAACACUUUCCACAGCGCCGGGUCAACCGUGACGCACGUGACGGAGGGAAUCCCGCGCCUGCGUGAGCUGCUCAUCUACGCGUCUGUGCAGAAGGUGGCCAUUGUGGUGCCGGUGGAGAAGGCGACGGAGGUGGACGAGGAGGCAAUCUCGCGCAUUCUGCAGGCCGGCGUAGCGACGCGGUUGACGGACUGCAUGGCCCGCGUACCUGCUGCUGUCACAGCGGGUGCGGACAGCGGCGCAGCGGCGAGGGCGCAGACGACGCCGGGGUACCACUAUCGUGUCACCCGCAGCGCUGAGGGCACACAGGUGACGGUGGCACUUCUCUUCUCGAAGACGCUGCUUAUGCAAAAGCAGCACGCCAUGUGCAUGUCGACAGCCGAGCACCUUCAGUCCUUUACGCAGACUCUGAAGAACUUUGCACGGCAGGUGGUGACGGCGCUGCGGGGUCGCUCGAAGGACGAGCGCGAAGGCGCCGGCGGGCCGCUGCGUGGGACAACGCAAGACCCGUCUUCCCAGAUGGACGACGGCACCGCCGCGGCCGGCGGCGGCAUGAGUGACAACGAGGACGACAUGGACGAGCGGUCCACGCAGAUGAACACACCGGCGCUCGGGGCCGCCUCGGCGCCGUCCGUCGCCGGCAGCGAGCUUGGACGUGACGACAUGAUCCCGGAAAGGGACGACAACGGCGGCAGCAGCGGCAGUGACGAGGAUGAUUACGACGAGGCAGUGGACGCGGCGGACAGCUCGCGGCGGCGCAAGGGCGGCAAAGGCAACAGCCCCCUGCGCAAGAAGUCUCGAGCAGAGGAAGACGACAACGAGGAGGAUGAUGAGGACGUCAAUGGAUUGUUCUGGAAGAGCUCCAGCAACGGCGGCACCAACAGCGAGGCGGCUGCCGCGGCGUCCGGCAAGGUGAGCUACGACUGCUUUCCUACGGUGUGCGUCAUGUACGGCAACAAGAAGUACCGGGUAGAAAUCGCGCCGCUGCUGCGGGAGGCGGCCACCCGCGACGGGGUCGUGCCACUACCGGAGGAUCUCUUUGUAGUGAACGUGUCGAUACAGACGUCGGACCAGGUGGUCACCGUCAUCCCGGAUGUGCUCGAGAGUGCCCUGGCGCAGCAGACGUUCCCGUCGUGGCUCACGCAGUUCGACUCCGUCACGUACACUCGCAAGGCUGAGGACCCGACGAGUGGAGAGAUGGUGUUCCAGGGCAGUUCGGCGACGAUCCGCAGUGUGACGGCGUUCCUCGCCCUCUUCACCGUCCGCGCACGCGCCAUCAAGCUGCAGAAGGCGCGGUCCACCGACAUCCGCGACAUGUGCACCUCCUUCGGCGUGGAAAGUGGCUACACAGCUCUCUUCGAUGAGCUGGAGAAGCUUUUCAAGCGCUACUCCGUCGACUACCACCACCUCACCCUCAUCGCCGACGCAGCGACCCACCGUGGCGUGUGGGAGAACUACAACUUCACCGGCGUCAUCUCCCAUAGCGCCAGCCCGCUCUUCCAGAUGACGUUCGCGUCGUCCAAGCGCUUCCUGCACACGGCCCUGACGCGUGGCAUCGGCGACGAGCUGAACUCCAUCAGCUCGGCCAUCAUGGUCGGUGAGCGGCCUCGCGUCGGAACGGCGCUCGUCAAGGUGGGCCAGGACCCGCAGAUCUUGCGCGAUGUCAUUGAGAAGAACUUUGCCUGA